This is a messenger RNA of Siniperca chuatsi (mandarin fish), 3437 nucleotides long. It is a transcript of the gene ikzf5, whose product is annotated as IKAROS family zinc finger 5. The record is from RefSeq and is a predicted model, not a curated record. NCBI's taxonomy places the organism in Eukaryota, Metazoa, Chordata, Actinopteri, Centrarchiformes, Sinipercidae. Gene Ontology annotation, biological process: regulation of transcription by RNA polymerase II. The transcript has 4 exons. Bases 487 to 1758 code for a protein of 423 amino acids. Gene Ontology annotation, molecular function: RNA polymerase II cis-regulatory region sequence-specific DNA binding; DNA-binding transcription factor activity.
CAGAGUGAACUUUCACCCCUCAAACUGGUUUAUUGUUUUGAUUUAACAGGUUGUCUUUUCGUGUGAAUUGUAGCAAGUGGGUCGACGGGAAGAAAAUUUUAAAACUAGCAGUAGUGUUGAGGAUUUACUCAAACGCGUACAGACGAUGUAAAUAAUGAACAUGUCGACCAGAUACCGACGUUUUUGUUGACAAAGAUGCUUCAUCCAAGAUAAGCUAACGUUAGCUGUCUGGCUAAUGUAGCGUACGUAGCUUUGGUAACAACAUGACGGUGAUGAGAAGCGGUGUGUAGGAGCGACCGACCAGUCAUCGGAUCGCGUCGAUUUCCUGCUUGUCAAUCACAGAUUUCCAGGAUUUUCCUGUUUUUGUGUCUGGAUAGCCACAAAACGGCGUUUCCAACCAAACAAACAAAACUGAUUAUAUUUAAUCGACAAGUUAUCUUGGAAGAGUAAUUGUGGUCGGGUGGACAUUUGCAUCACUUUCUUUCAAUGGGUGAAGAAAAGCCGGACACGCUUGACUUUGUGAAGGAUUUUCAGGAGUAUCUGAGCCAGCAGACUCAACAUGUCAACAUGAUAUCAGGCUCUGUCAGCGGCGUCAAGGAGGCGGACGAGCUGCCUCCAGACUGCAGUCAGAAUGGACUGGAUCACCCCUCAGUGGACAUGUCACUGGAGGACAGCUCAGGGAUCCUGGUGGAUGGAUUUGAGAGGACCUAUGACGGCAAGCUCAAGUGCCGCUACUGCAACUAUGCCACCAGAGGCACAGCAAGACUCAUUGAGCACAUCCGAAUUCACACAGGAGAGAAACCUCACCGCUGCCACCUCUGCCCAUUUGCUUCAGCCUACGAGCGUCACCUGGAGGCCCACAUGCGAUCACACACAGGCGAGAAGCCUUAUAAGUGUGAACUGUGCUCCUUCCGCUGCAGUGAUCGUAGCAACUUGUCGCACCAUCGGCGUCGUCGGCACAAACUCCUACCAAUGAAAGGUGCUCGCUCACUUUCCCAUAAGAAGAUGCUGAGUGUUUUACAGAAGAAGGCGAGCUCACUGGGCUACGGCCGCCGACUCCUCAUCAACUUCAGCCCCCCUUCUAUGGUGGUGCACAAGGCUGACAAUGUGAACGACUUCUCCCAUGAGCUGCCCCACUUACGUCAGGAGACCUAUGAUAAUCAGAGUCGAGCAGUCGAGAACGGGCACUCCACAAAUCAAAAUCACCAUCACCAUGAUAUGGUUAUGGAUAACCCCCUGAACCAGCUGUCCACUCUGGCAGGCCAGUUGGCCAGCCUCCCUUCAGAGUCCCAGGCCCAGACUCAACCUCCCAUGUCUCCAGGAGCAGAAUCUAUCGUCGAUGAGAAGCCCUUCCUCAUCCAGCAGCCCCACCCUGCCACAGCUCCCGUGGCUGUCACAGCCAGCAUGGUCCAUGCCUCCUCCUCUUCCCCAAUCACCCCAGAGCCCCGGGCUCCUCCCCACAGCAAUUGCAGCCCUGGAGGGGGACCCUGUAGCGAGCACAGUGGCCGCACCAGUACCCCCAGUAUCUCCAAUAGCCAACCCAGUACGCCGGCCCCAGGCCUGUCCGCUCCACUCCAGGACCCCCACAUGCUGCAUCACUGCCAGCACUGUGACAUCUACUUUCCCGACAACAUCCUCUACACCAUUCACAUGGGCUGCCACGGCUACGAGAACCCAUUCCAGUGCAACAUCUGUGGCCACAAGUGCAAGAGCAAAUAUGACUUUGCCUGCCACUUUGCCCGCGGGCAGCACAAGUAAUGGAUGUGCAGUGAGGAAAAAUUUGAAAGAACUUUUAAUGGACAACUUUGUUUUAUUAAUUCCAUAGUAAUUUUAUUUAUUGGUCUUUUACUUGGCCCUGAUGUAGCCUAGCCUUUGAAAGUUCUACUUAUACCAGAAAAUGUCAACAUUCAUAUGGUUUCAUUUUGUAUGGUGCCCAUUCAAGUGUAUUAUAAAGGGAUGAUCAGUGUUUUCAACAGGUUGAGAAUUUGUUUGUGGUGGCGGAAGGAGUUACAUACAUGUGCUGUUAUAAAUCAGAAAAAACAACUUCUCUACUUAGCCAAACUAAUUAACCUGGUUUAAUGCAUUAGGUUAACAAAUUCACAAUAUCCUCCCCAUAAACAUAACAUCACCUCAUGGAGUGGGAAAAAAUGACUAGUUCACCUGUGCCUGCCAAGACAGAUAAGGGGGAGGGCCUAUUCACACAGAAAAUAGUCUCUCACUCUCAACAGCAUGUCCCUUUAGAAAAAUACAAAAUGGAAAAAAAAGAAGGAAUAAAUGUUUUUUGCAGGGCGACUCUGAGUGGGCUACCCAAAUAAGUUCUCAGCACUCCUGGAGCUAUAUCUAAAGAUUGCUCUGAUGAUACUAACACAGGAGUGAAACCGUUGGCCUAGAGUGAUCUUACUUAAGCCUUGUUGAAAUUAUUUCAGUGCUUGGUGCAUUACUACUAUUUCUUUGCAGUGCCUGACAUAGUCACUUUUUUGUGUGUCCAAUAUAGAGAGGACUGUUAUUUUGAAGAUUAAUAGAUAUUAUUAAUAAGAUAAUAUCCUCUUCUUACUGUAAUGGAUAGGCCUAGAACCUUAGAAAAAGGUUGGCCAUUGUAGUUUUCUAUUGUAGCCAUGAUUUUUUUUGCCAAAAUUCUGCUCCAUGAAUGCUGCUAAGAAACCUUGGGAUCAAAACUAUAUGGAUGGCACCCACAGUAAAAACUGGCCACACUUUGUAUCAGUGGUUUUUGGUCAACCAGCUAAGUGAUUAAAUUAGAUUUUGUAGAAGUUGUGUUGUUUUGAAGUCCCUCCAGUGCCCUUCUUUGACCAGCAUCAUGGUAACUUCACUCAUUUAGUUAAAAGGGUUUUGCAUAUCCUUUUAAUUACGUCAUGUCACAUUCUGAUCUUUGGAUAUUGUAUGAAGACUUUGAUAUCCAGUGUCUUCGUGUUUAGGACAGAAUCACAAAGUCUCAUCUGAUGUGAACACUUUUUCAGAAUUGCCACGUAGUACUGGGGAUGCCACAUUUUAGCCUAUGUGAUAAACACCGAGAUUCCCCAUUUAUCAUAUGGAUCCCAGUGCUUUUCUGAAUAUUUACUGAGUAUUGUAUUCUGAGUGGUUGGAUAGAUGUUCAGUGUCAAAAAAGCAAAAUCGUGUUGUAGUAAGACUGCUAUUUUAGCAAGAUUGUUCUUUGUCUUGGGUACUGUUGUCUGUUGCUUAGCAACAUGCGUGGAAAACAUAGUUACUGUUUUUAGGGCCACCUCCUUGUCACCAUGCUUACCAGUAAUAGGGGCAUCCAGUAAUGACUGCCUUAUGUUCUCUCAGUGUGUCGUAGGUUCAUAGGUAAAGGUGAAUGUUGAAGCCUUUUGGCGAUCUCUCUCUCCCUCUGGGAUGGCAAAUCAUUUUAUUGUAACAUGGAUUAAUCAAACUAAUUUAUAAGUAAAGUGUUUUCUAACUGA